Molecule: messenger RNA, 3998 nt
Organism: Dicentrarchus labrax (European seabass)
Lineage: Eukaryota; Metazoa; Chordata; Actinopteri; Moronidae
Product: oxysterol-binding protein-related protein 7
Exons: 23
Coding region: 206-2992 (928 amino acids)
Cellular component (GO): perinuclear endoplasmic reticulum; intracellular membrane-bounded organelle; cytosol
Molecular function (GO): cholesterol binding
Source: RefSeq, a predicted model, not a curated record
UGUCCUGCCGUUACACCUGUGUGAAACUGUGCCACGCGCGCGCAGAGCCAGCAGAAGGACGGCGCUCGCGCCCGCAGACAGUGUGAAGAGGCGCUUCAUCAGUUCAGCUGCUGCUCUCCUCGCGGCCACGACGCUCUCUCCGUGUUAAAACAGUGCUACGUACUUUGCCAUGAGACACAACCUGCCCUGAAGUUCCUUCGACUUCAUGCAACGCUACCCAAAUCACAUUCUACCAAUGGACCCUCAGGUUUGUCCGCCCCCUCUCAGCAGCAGCCAGUCGGUGAUCAGCGGCAUUGACAAAUCCCCAGCCAGCACGUUCAAACCGAGCCACUCGCGGAACAGCAGCACAGGAUCCUCCAAACAAUCCAAACAGUCUCGUCACUGGGAGGUGAUGGACGACUUGCAGCAUAUGGAUACGUGCUCAGUUCCUGGCUCAUCUCUUGACCUCACUAUCCCCGGGAUCUGUGAGGGCUACUUGAUGAAGAGGAGGAAGUACCCGCUCAAAGGCUGGCACAAGAGAUACUUCCUGUUAGAGAAAGGAAUUCUGAAGUACUCAAAGACACAGCAAGAUAUUCAGAGAGGGAAACUCCAUGGCUCUCUGGACGUCAGCCUGGCUGUCAUGUCCGUCAACAAGAAAUCUAAACGCAUAGACCUGGAUGCUGGAGACAACCUCUACCACCUCAAGGCAAAGAGCCAUGACAUCUUCUACAUCUGGCUGACAAAGCUGUGUGCUCAUCGAGUGUUUAGGAAAAACGAGGCAAUGAGUGUUCAUCAUGGCGUCCUUCAUGCUCUCUCCUUGGGCCCGAGCACCCUGCCAGGCAUGGCCACUCUGGCCCAGAAAAACAGAGCAAUGCCUUCUCACUACGCCAGCUCAGCAUCAGUGUACCAACAAGAGAUGGGAAGCCCCGCCCCUGCCGUCGCCUCUCACCCAGGCGUGACCAGCAAGGUGUCAGCAUGGCUGCAGCAGACCCACGACAUCGAUGCAACCUCAAACGACCUGGCUCGCUGUCAGGCAGAGCUGACAGAACUGGCUCAGCUCAUCCAGCGACUGCAUUGGCUGGAAGGAGGGCUGCCAAUCACAAACACAGACCUGGAGAUGCGGAUCAGCAUGCAGAAUCUCUCCCUGGAGAAACCCAAGAGGAAGGCGGGGAAAGGGGUUGGUCACUCCAGGACUUUGUCCCGUGUUGAAGCCAUGGGGGGAUUGUUCACUUCCAGCCACUUGAGUACUAACAACAGCUCUGGUUUGGGAGCAUCCGUUCAAUCCAUCCCUGGCUACGUCUACUCCCAGCUGUCCAACCCUCAGGUCACCUCACCUGAGGCCAAGAAGCUUCACCAUGACAUCUGCACUGCUUCUCAGAGGGUUCACGCUUCUCUCAAGUCCGUUCACGACGUUUUGACCUUAGAGAGGGAGAGAGUUAGGCAGGCCUGGACCGCCCCGGACCUGAGGCAGAACACCUCACAGCAGCUCGCUUCUCUGUGCACCACACUGUCUGAGCUUGACAUACAGUCACGUCUGACCAAAGUCCACUCGCUAUCCUUGUCCUCUGACUCUACUGAGGAUUCCUUCUGCACCGUCCGUCCUGACCAGAGAACACCGUCUAUGGGUCGUCACAGUCGCCGUGCACCCUCAGUGGCAGAAUCCAUGGCAGAGUAUUUUGAUGCCAGUGAGGUGAUAGUGUGCGAGACCUCAUCGGAGGCCGAGGCUUCGGAUGAGUCCGGCCUGAGCGACAUCACCACCACCAGCACCUCAGAGCCUGAGGAGGGACAUGCCACUGCCACCCUCAACUACCGGGCCAGUCUGAGCGCCGCUGAUAAACCCAACCCAGUGCCCACUAAUACUGGCCGUCGCACAGCCCUUCCCGCCCCAGGAUCAGACAACAACCACAUUGGCAUCAUGACCAUCCUGUACAACAACAUCGGCAAGGACCUGUCCAGAGUCUCCAUGCCGAUCGCUCUCAAUGAGCCAUUGUCUUUGCUGCAGAGACUGAGUGAAGAGCUGGAGUACUCAGAGCUACUGGAUAUCGCCAACCAGAUUGACGAUCCAUAUGAGAGAAUGGUUUAUGUAGCAGUGUUCUCCAUCUCUGGAUAUGCCUGGGCAACCUGGAGGUAUGGCUACAAACCAUUCAACCCUGUUCUGGGAGAGACCUACGAGAAUCCCAGAGAAGACAGAGGCUUCAGCUACGUCGGUGAGCAGGUCAGCCAUCACCCUCCCAUCUCCGCCUGCCACGCGGAGUCCGAAAACUUCACUUUCUGGCAAGAUCAGAGAUGGAAGUACAAGUUCUGGGGGAAGUCGGUGGAGAUCAUCUCUUCUGGAAUGGUCAAUGUUACCUUGCCCAAGUACGGUGAUCACUAUGAAUGGAACAAGGCAGUGACCUGUAUCCACAACGUGCUAAGUCAGCAGCGCUGGUUGGAGCACUAUGGUGAGGUGGUUAUCAAAAACACAAAGAGUGACGUCUGCACCUGCAAGAUCACCUUUGUCAAGUCUCGCUACUGGAGCUCAGACAACAGUAAGAACGAGGUGCAGGGCGUGGUUCUGGACCGGGCCGGAGAGGUGGUUCAUCGUUUUGGAGGCCUCUGGCACGAGGGCAUCUUCUGUGAUACCCUGCCUACACCAAAGUGCAUCUGGAAGCCCAACGUGCAGCCUGAUGACUACUCCGACUUUUACGGCUUCUCUCAAUAUGCCAGAGAACUAAAUGAACUGACGCCUGAGCUGAAGGCAGUCCUCCCGCCUACAGACACCCGCUUCAGACCAGACCAGAGGCUCCUGGAGGAGGGGAAGUUAGCAGAGGCAGACAAAAUGAAGGAUAUGGUGGAGGAGAAGCAGAGGGAGAGGAGGAAGGAGAUGGCCAAGAGAGGGGAGGAGCACGUCCCCAGGUUCUUCAGGAAAACUCUGGAUGAGGCCGGCAGAGAGGUGUGGCUGUCCAAUGGAACCUACUGGAAGCUCCGCAAAGACCCAGGCUUCGCCAAAACUGAAAACCUGGACCUGUGGUAGAACACUGCACCUAGUGUGAAAUGAAACUAGCCAGGUGCUAAACACAUGGUAAUGUGAUGAACAAUAACGGCCUUCUGUCAGUAAAAAUGAUGAAUUGUACCUCUUAGUCUAAUAAUCUGUGCAUGAAUAUACUCUAGUAACUGCCAUUACUGUGAGGAUGAAGAGGAGAAGAGCGUUUGGAAGCAUAAAUGAACCUCUCAUUGGGUUUUUUAGUGCCAUGUAGGGGUGAGGUGCCACUAUGGAACAAAUGAAGACUGAUUUAGAUGAGGCCGGAUGUCUUUCCAACCUUUCGCCUACCUCUUUCCAUAAUGGAGACCUUCAAAAUAAUCAUUCAUGAUUCAAAAGCAAAUCUUAACUUGAAAUCCAGUUUUAUUGCUGCCCUUGAGAAAAUUGUGGGUAAAAGUUUUUCUGUCAGGACUGAGGCCUCUCUCUGUGUAAAGUGUCUUAUAUUUGUGGGACAAAUGUCAGAUUAUAUGUUUUAACAUAUCUGUAUAAAUAUUUUUAGUCAGGCUCAUUUUUAUGACAUUGUGAUGAGCUCAGGAAUAGUUUGAGAAGCUCGAUUCCUGCGGAGGGAUCCAGAACACAUGCAGGGCUUAUUCUGGUGCUUGUGGGGUAUAUUCUAGGUGAACUGGUGCUGUCCUGCUUGUUUUCUCAGUGGGUCUUACUGUAUGAACUUGUGUUGAUUUGUAAAUUCAGUGUGUAUUUUCUGAUGUUUAGUUGUGACACAUUGGUGAUGCAUUGUUUUUACAAGCUGUCCUUGCGCUGGUUAACCCUAGCAGCCACGUUGGCCGUCUUUCUCUCGCCUGUAUGAAUUGUUCAUGUCCAAAAUGAGCUGACAGACGAGGAUUUUGUCUCUUGGACCCUUUAUGCUAUCAGUUGAUGCAAUGAAGUAUUUUUAUUGAUGUUUCAACAAUGGAUUUUAAUAAGGAAAAGAGACUACUGUUAAAACUUAGUGAAAUGUUUUCUUCUUAAUGGUUUAGUUUCAAAUAAAAGGUUCAAUAAUCAA